Messenger RNA from Didymodactylos carnosus, 1815 nucleotides. NCBI's taxonomy places the organism in Eukaryota, Metazoa, Rotifera, Eurotatoria, Philodinida, Philodinidae. The record is from the annotation of a GenBank genome assembly.
AUGGAUUUCACAACAAAAUCCGUCUUGAAAUGGGAAGUGGAUGAUGUGGUUGCUUGGCUUAACGAAUCUAAACUUGGUGAUUUUGAAAAAAUCUUCAGAGAUAAUGAAAUUGAUGGUCUAACAUUAUUGAAAUUAAAUGAUGCCAUGGUUGUACGAUUAUUUCCUACAAUUAGAUUAGAAAUUCAAUUUAUUGAUCUACUUAAUCAACUAAAACAAAAACAUUCAUGCGAAACGAAUGGUAGCACAUUAUCGUCAUGUUCGACAACAAGCGUUCCUGCUCAAGCGUCAUCGUCAUUCGAUGACAAUCUGUCAAAUUCAUCAUCGCCAUCCAAUCAUAAUAAUCAUUCAAUACAUUAUAAUCAUCAUAAAAUUUCACAGAUAUCUCGUCAAACACCAAAGCCACAUCCACCAAAAAUGGUCAAACGUGAACCAAAAUAUUAUUCACCAGCAAGUUUACAACAAAAUUUAUCGUUAAAUGCCGGCGAAAAUGGCAAUAAUGGUAGUUUAGACAGUGGAGAACAUGAUACAAAACAUUCAUUUCCACAUAUCUAUCAAUUACCGGCAUUUCCUGAUACAUUACGUUUAGCACUUUUAAGCCAAGAUCCAAGUGCAUUUAAAUUACGAACAUACUAUAGAAAUUUAUUAAUUAGUUCAUUAUAUGACGAUUUAACAAGAACUUAUAAUUUAUGGUAUCCAAAUGCUCGCCAAUAUAAGACUGUUGCCUCUGCAUUAGUAAAAGCUUAUCCUUUUCUCGAACAAUCAACGGACGGAGGAGAAUCUGCCUGGGUUGAUGGUAUCAAAGGAAAGUUUAAACGUGGUCGUCGUACUGUAACAAGUUAUACUGAUGUUGUUCAACCAUCUGAAAAUGGAAUGGAUAAUAGUAAUGGACAUCUCGGCGGUGGUAGCAUAGAUCAAUUUGACGAUAAUGAUGAAAAUAAACCGCAUGGACAAAAACGUUCGAGACAUGAAUUAGAACUAGACACAUAUUCAGAUAAUGAAGAUUAUGAAUCGGGUGAAAUGAUGGAAAAUCAAAAAGAUCAAGAACAAAAUAGUGAAAAUAAUGAUGAACUUGAUGAUGAAGAAUCUAAUCGUUUACGUGGUUUCAUUCAUGCUAUGCAAGAAGCCAUGGCAUCUUCUGAACCUGAUUUAUCUCUAAUUACGGAUUAUUUUAAAGAAACGUUUCAUUCUCGACGAUCCUUUGUUAAAACUCAUAACACAACUGAAAUUUUAUCCGAAUACCCAGCAUUAACCUUACAAACAUGUUUGCUAACGGAUUUUCAUAUGCAAACAAAUAUCCCAAUACAAACUGUAUUCAUCCAUAAACUACGUUCGAUAUCGAAAUCAAUAUUACGCCUAGCAAAAGAAACGAGUUGUGCACCAGAAAUAUUACAAUCAUAUCAUGCCAUUGUUACACAAAGACCACAACUUGAUCAAAUUUUGGCCGAUACGUUUGCUCUUCUCAUCGUAUCAAGAUAUUUCGAUGAAGAUCGUUUUUUACUGACAUCUUCAGAAAAAGAUACCAAUUCUCCGUGGCCAAUAAUUCGUGGUGAUCAUCCAGCCAAUAGUUUUUAUGAUGGUAAAUCGAUAUCGUACAACAUUGAAUUAGAUUAUAUACGCUUGUUUUCACGUCCACUAAAUGAUUUUCUAACAGCUAUUAUUACAUUAUUUGCUGUUUAUACGGUAUUUGAAAUAACCUACGGUAAACUAGAAAUGACAUUAUCAUUUAUCGAUUGUCUGCUAAGAGAAAAUCAAAGUUCAUCAACACGUCCACCACAAGUGAUUGAAUUAAUUAAUGAACUAAAUUCAAUGAAAUAA